AUGGAUGUGGGGAUCCCCCCGAUGGCAUCUAACCCCAGACUUUUGGACUUCACAACCAUGGCACGUCCGAAGGUCCAUCCAGCAAAUCGGCUGCGAGCUAGUACUGCAUGUACUGCCUGUCGUGCAUCAAAAAAGCGCUGCAGUGGUUAUUUCCCAUGCACCAACUGUAUCCACAAGGGACGCGGUCGCUUAUGUACACCGUUCAAGUCCUUGACAGAUGCAUCCACCCACAGCCGUCCACUACCCGUGUCUCGACCCGCAGAAGAAACACCUCAGACAUGGAGUGGGCAAGCGGUCGGCUUACAUAGCCCCUCGAGAUCGCAUUGCGAUGAUAUAGCCACCCCCAACUGCGAGUUCGAGACAUUGCAAGCCGGAUCCCAUUCUCCUGAGGCGACGCAUCGGACGCAUCCGCGGAUGCUCCGUAACCUACAAGGAGAAAAGGUGUACGUUGGGAAAGCUGCUUCUCUAUCUUUUCUGCAGUUACUUCGGGACACAGUAAUGCAACAUAUUGGGCCCUCACAAUUCUCCCAUAAUGUGAGGAAUGAGGAUAUGCUCGAGACCGAAGCUCACCAUGAUUUGUUGAAUUUCUCCGAAGAGCGGUGUACUGCUGACGAGAAAGACCGUUUCAUACGGCAUUAUGACGCAGUGACAAGAGGCUUCCUCAACCUUGGCUGUGGUGAUGACACUUUGUCUGCGUCGACGAGUCCGACAGAGCCCGAAUCCGACCGGGAAAAGACGAAAGCAGCCAUUAUAGAUCUCACGGUUGCCAUUGGAGCACAGUCAUGCCCGAAUGACCCUCAAACCGUUCAAAUAGAGCAGUUCUACUUUGCUCGUGGCCGAUGCCGCGCAUUUGCAAACAUGCUGGAAGAUCCCAGCCUGGAUUUAGUGCGUGUUUUCCUACUCAUGUCGUUCUAUAUGCUGGGGGCAUGCCGUCGAAACACGGCGUUCAUGUAUUUGGGUGUAGCGUCACGAGCAGCAGUGGCGCUCGGGCUUCAAGCAGACUCUCUAGGCCCAAUGGGCCGCGAGGAGGGGAAUGAGGCCUGUGAACGAUCACAAGUAUGGAUGAGCCUAUGUGUUCUUGAUCUACUUGUCAGUUCAAUCCUCGGUCGACCUUCCAGUAUAUCACCCCUGUUGCCCGAUAAGCGACGGGAACCUAGGUGGACAGGGAUCACGCCGCCCGAUUCUGGAUUGGUAGCCUCAUACCAUCUAUCAUUGAUACUAGAUGAGAUAAUGAGUCGUCUUUAUACCGAAAAGGCCGCUUCUACAGAAGAGGCAGAGUCACUGUUACGCAAGCUCAACGGGUGGAGCGAGUCUCUUCCUCAAUCGCUGAGAAGGUCGUCCUUGGGACUGGACGAUCAAGGCGUCGCCCAGAGCCGCACAAUCGAGAGUAUGCACGUUGCAUGCUCAUAUCACUAUGCAGUCAUUCUAGUCACGCGGCCCUUCCUUAUCUCGGCCUUGAGCGUCCGGCUUGCCCGGUUGCAUCAGAGUCUCUCGACCAACGAACCUACCGAGAUGCCCGAAGAGGACCCAGCACACUCUCGCCUUGCAGCGGCAUGCAUAGAUUCUGCUGUCUACAUGCUACAAACAUGCAUGGAAGUUCAUCAGUCUGGGCUGCUUCUUCGGAAUAUGUGUAUACUUAUAGCGUUCAUCUUUGCCGCUGCUCUUGUCCUAGGGUUCUCCAUGUUCUCCCAUCGUGAUCUGGAUCCCGAGACCGAUGAAGCAUACCGCGGGGCCCUUACCAUCUUGCGUGUGCUAUCGUUGCGGUCUGCCCAGGCAGCGCACUAUCUAGAAAUUACUACAAUGCUUGAAGCUGCCAUAGUACAGCAGCGCCGACGACUGUCCGCUCAAGUCCGCCAGCAACGAAAUAAAUAUGUCAGUCGCAUUUUCAGCUUGAGCGACAGCCCUGUAACACCGCCGAGGCAGACCGGCGAAGACGAGCAAGCAAGCACUGCGACGCCACUUCUCACACAGAGUAUCCCAUCCUACUCUUGGUUACAAUCCGAUGACGGCACCGCUGCUGUUACUCCUCCCAUGGUUGAUGGGACUUUAUUUGACUGGGAGGGUAUGGAUCUGCCGUUAUGGGAUAGCUUCCCAUUUCUUAUAGAGUCGAGUACAAUGUGA
This is a messenger RNA of Penicillium bovifimosum, 2121 nucleotides long. RefSeq names its product Zn(II)2Cys6 transcription factor. Gene Ontology annotation, biological process: positive regulation of transcription from RNA polymerase II promoter by galactose; DNA-templated transcription. Gene Ontology annotation, molecular function: zinc ion binding; RNA polymerase II cis-regulatory region sequence-specific DNA binding; DNA-binding transcription factor activity, RNA polymerase II-specific. The record is from RefSeq and is a predicted model, not a curated record. The transcript is spliced from 5 exons. Gene Ontology annotation, cellular component: nucleus. NCBI's taxonomy places the organism in Eukaryota, Fungi, Ascomycota, Eurotiomycetes, Eurotiales, Aspergillaceae. Bases 1 to 2121 code for a protein of 706 amino acids.